CAGCCUGGCCCACACACACAGCCUGCAAGGACUCGAGCUUGGAAGUGCUCUACCAGAGUUGUGAAAUGCUCCUAAAAUAUACAUCUACAGUGACCAUCACAUUUAUUGGUGAUCACUGAAAGCAAUCCCUUUAAAACUAAGAAUGAGACAAGAAUGUCCAUCAUCACAUCUAUUCAACAUUGUACCGAAGACCCUAGCCAGCAUAAUCCAUUACAAGAUUUUGGCUUUUCUAUUGACCAGUGUUCCCAACACUUAAAAUCAAAUAUCAACAUUAGAUUUGGAAUCAUUCUGAGAGAGGACAUCAAAGGGUUGUUUCUUGAUGCAAGUCUCCUGACGGGAGGAGUGUCCGUUUUGAAUUACUCCUAUCCCAUCUGUGAAGAGGAGCUUCCCAAGUUUUCUUUCUGUGGAAGAAGGAAAGGGGAGCAGAUUUAUUAUGCUGGCCCUGCCAGUAAUCUUGGAUUUGAUAUUCCCAAGGGAGACUACCAGGUUUUGGUGAAACUGUAUAAUGAAAACCAUUCCAUGGUGGCCUGUGCCAAUGCUACCAUCAUUUGCUCCUGAGCAGCUCAAAAGCACAGCAGCCUUGUCAUGUGGAAAUUCCAGGCAUUUCCAACUGAACCUACCGUGUAAGCAGAACCUCUACGAGAAGGCUUGCUGAAGGCACAGGCGCUGACGUAGCCCAGCACCAGGGGCCCCAGUCUCCACACGUGGAAUGAAGCUCCCGAAAUCACCUGCUUCUAAGGAGCCUCCUGGUAGUCACUCAGCAGUCCUGAGGGCCCGUCCUUCUGUAAGUGGGCGCCUCACACCAGAUGCCCUGCUUUGCAGCUCCCUAGGAGUACUUCCUCAGGUACCAGAAUAAAGAAAGCUGGCUCACAGUCGAUCAUGGUUCUUC
This is a messenger RNA of Eptesicus fuscus (big brown bat), 889 nucleotides long. It is a transcript of the gene LY86, whose product is annotated as lymphocyte antigen 86. Gene Ontology annotation, biological process: positive regulation of lipopolysaccharide-mediated signaling pathway; innate immune response. Bases 154 to 558 code for a protein of 134 amino acids. The transcript has 6 exons. The record is from RefSeq and is a predicted model, not a curated record. NCBI's taxonomy places the organism in Eukaryota, Metazoa, Chordata, Mammalia, Chiroptera, Vespertilionidae.